AUGAGAGAACUCUACAUGAAAUCGGGCCAAGGCUUCCUUCUCGUCUUCAGCAUAACCUCCCUGACCUCCCUCACUGAGCUUCACGAACUCCGCGACCAAAUCGUCCGCAUCAAAGACGACCCCCUCGUCCCUCUCGUCAUUGUCGGCAACAAAUCCGACCUCGAAGAAGACCGCGCCGUCUCCCGCUCCCGCGCCUUCCAAGUUUCCCAAUCCUGGAAUGCACCAUACUACGAGACAUCAGCGCGAGCGAGGCGGAAUGUGGAUGAAGCAUUUGUGGAUCUCUGCAAGCAGAUAAUCCGCAAAGAUAUGGCGACCCGACAGGUUAGGGAGAUGGAGAAGUUGGAUAGAGGGGACAGAAACAGGCCGGGAAGAGGGGGCAGGAAGAGAAAGAAGAAGUUCUUGGACGGCGGGAAUUCGAGAUGUAACAUCUUAUAG
Letharia lupina is the source of this 435-nucleotide messenger RNA. RefSeq lists its product as uncharacterized. Gene Ontology annotation, cellular component: plasma membrane. Gene Ontology annotation, biological process: signal transduction. Bases 1 to 435 code for a protein of 144 amino acids. Gene Ontology annotation, molecular function: GTPase activity; GTP binding; GDP binding. The transcript has 2 exons. Lineage: Eukaryota; Fungi; Ascomycota; Lecanoromycetes; Lecanorales; Parmeliaceae. The record is from RefSeq and is a predicted model, not a curated record.